Molecule: messenger RNA, 5801 nt
Organism: Xyrichtys novacula (pearly razorfish)
Lineage: Eukaryota; Metazoa; Chordata; Actinopteri; Labriformes; Labridae
Source: the annotation of a GenBank genome assembly
GUCUGACCCCGUUUCUUCUUCACUGUGCAUGCUGGGAACUCCCAGUCACUUAUCCCCAUCAUGGCGUCCCGUGCCCUGCUGCAGUGUGUCCGCUCGCUUGCACGGCCCUCGCUGAGGCUCUCCUCCUUCACCCUGGCUGUUAGACCUGCUGUCGCACCGGCAGCAGUGAUCCACCGACCCCUAUCAUUCGCCGUAGACAGCCGAAGGACGCGGCGGAUCGGGCAGAGCCCGGUGAGUGUCCGGUAACAUUGAGCAGCUGUAGGCCUGUGACCUACCGACGUCUUUCAAAAUCCUCAGACUCACCUGGUCUGCUGGAGGUUCACUGUGCUAUUAUGGGGGUUAUAUUAUCACAGUGGACAGUCUGACUCUAUGAAAUAACGGCCGUAAUCCACGAAAUCGUCAAAGGUUGUUUUUGAUUAUACAACCGCCAUGGAUGGCUUGUUAGCCAGUUAGCUUGUAAGUUAGUUUGAGAACUGAAGUGCAGUCCGAAGACAACUUGAGAGGAGAGCGCCGUGGUUAUUGAAGUUGACAGAGAAGUCUGUUGUCUGGAGCAAGCAGGGUCUAAGAAAAGGUCCUGUGUGCAGAGUUCCGUAUCUCAUUUGGAGAAAGUUUAAUCUAUGGAUGCACCGAAAUAUCGGCCAAGUAUCGACCCGUGUUUCGGUAUCGGCUAAAAAUCACCAAUGGCCUUUACCACUAAAAUCUGUUGCAACACAUCUAUUCAGUUGUGUUAAAAAAGCGAGUAAGCCUUGUUAGAGUCCGAUAUGUAAUGAUGACCCGAAUUUUUAUUAAAAAUUGUAAUAACACCCAAAGUGUAAUUAUUGGUCAAUAACAUAAGAUGCUGAGCCCAAAAUGUCUGAAAAACAACAAAUAACAAAGGGAAAUGAGUAGUGCCAGUGGAGUAAGUAGUCAUCUGUUAUUUUUUCACUCUGAUAUCUGUGUCUCUUCUGAUGAGAAUUUAAACAUAUGGUAUAAAGUUAUCGUUCAACCUACAAUCUUAAAGAAAUGUGUAUAAUCUAUAAUGUGUAUAUUACAAACAAGACCGUCAGAGAUAAAACUGAUGGCAUUUAUAUUGUCAUUUUUAAUGCCUGAAACCGGUGUGAGAGGGUAGGUGUCGGCCUACGAGAUGUAAUGUGCAUUCUAAUUUUGAGCCCUUGAUGUAAUUGUAGUCAUAAAUGCUGCACUAAUAUACUGUGUGUGCGCUGGAACAAUGCCUUUAGAGAUAGGACAUAAACAUUGAAAGUUUUCUCCAAAGGUUUGUUGUGAAGAGUGCCAUCAUUACUAGUGCUCCUCCAGCUUCUGUCACCUGCUGUAAUCAGUCUUUUUAGCUGCACCUGCAUGCUUAGCUCCUCAGUGUUGGCUCCAGCUCAAAGUCCUUUCAUCUGAGCCAUUUGGGAGUAAAAUGUGCCAUUUAAAAGUAAAAGUUGUUUUCUAGAACUGUGGAAGAUGCAGGAGUGGCUUAUUUAUGGUGUGCUAAAAGGGACUGUAAAAGCAUACAAUGGCAAUAAAAACAUGUUGAUUUCAGACCUUAAUAGUAUCAGGAAAUAAUGAUCAAUAAUAAUCAAGUAUUAACAGCCUCAGUGAUCAUUCUGUAUGUUGCCAUCUUGUAUGAUGAAAAUAUGCCACCUGAGACUCAGUGCUAUGCCAGGUCAGCCUGUUUUGAGUUUUGGAGCUUGUGAACAGUUUGUGUUUCAAACUUAAACCCAAAAAGUGAAGUCAUCAGCAUCGCCGACCCAUCCUCAUCUUUUCCUUCCACCUCUUCUGCCCCCCUCCAGAUCCCUGUAGUAGGCGUGCUGUGCCGACAGUAUGGGGACCUGCCCCCCCUCACCCUAGACACCAUCAAAGACCGUGUUAUGUAUGUCCUCAAGCUGUACGACAAGAUCAACCCUGACAAGGUGAGAGCGAGCAGUGACUAGCUAAGAUACUAUGAGGCCCAAACUCAGCUAACUAAGAGCUAAAGUGUGUUUGUGACUCUAUCAUCCUCAGCUGGGGGUAUCCUCUCACUUCAUGAAAGAUCUGGGUCUGGACAGCUUGGACCAGGUGGAGAUCAUCAUGGCCAUGGAGGAUGAGUUUGGUGAGUGUUUGUGGACAUGUCAAGCUGUCUGUCAGUCUCAUGACUGGACGGUGACCAACUCUUAAGGGUUUCUAAUGCAACAAGGUUUUAGUGAUAUGAGAACUCUGACCAAUGCCUUUGUUUGCAAUCUUACCAGCAACAUGAAAGGCUAGAAAGGAGCUACCUGGGGAGGGUGUUUUCAGAUUGUCAGAUGAGCUUGAAGGCAGUUUGAGAUUAAUUAAAAUAAAUAUGAUGCUUCUCUAGCAGACUUUCAAUCCUGAACCCACAACACCAUGGCUCAAUUUGGUUCAACUGUGAGACCUUGUAGAAAAUUGAAGGUCUGUGAAUGAAUCUGUUUGUGAGGCCAGAUUUUUGUAAGCUUAAAGGCCCUGGUUGCAGAUUCACCAAUGCCAGGACUCCUCUGUGUUUACAACCUGUGAAUCAUUCCAUCUCUUUAUUUUUGAACAGCAUAGAAACAUAAUAGAAGUGAUCCCAUUUAACCUUACAAGAGGACAAGCCCGGUGUAAUAUUUUGAUGUUCUGAGGGGACUGAUUUGAGUCAUUUAUCAGAGUGUGACUGCGACUCUCGAUCCAGUUUCAGUAAGCAGAGUUGGCACCACCAACCCUUGGUCACAUGCUUUUGCUGUUUUAUUGCUCUGGUUCAGGGGUUACAUACCAGUUUAACCAAACACUGCCUACACACCCACACCCACUUGAUCCCCAUGCUCUAGAUUUAAGUACCAACCAUGCUGCGCUAUGUGAUCUUCAUAUUUGAGAUGGCAUAAAAUGGUUUCAUCCAGGAACAGAUCCCACUUGAUUUGCAUGAAGGCUGUUUGAUUAUGGCCAAAAUGAUGGAUCAGAAUUUAAUUUACUGUUAUUUACCAUGGUCAGUCAUUUAAAGGUUAUCAUUAUGUCUGUCGCUCACUGGGGCUGAAAACUCUGCUUUACUACCACUCACCACUACUUUUAAAUAGUUAAGAAACCUGACAUCAUAAACAUCAACAAACUGUCAAUGCACAGAUCCCAUGUUGUUAUGACAACAUGAGCUGUUUGAAACAUUCUGAACCUCGGUAGUUGCUGUCAGUCAUGCUUCCGCCACCAUCAUGAUGGAGGUUUGCAGCCUUAAUGAGCGUGCCAACAGCCAGCUCUGGGUGAAAAGGAAUGGAGGUUUGUCAUGCUAUGUGUUUUCUCUCCUGCAGGUUUUGAAAUCCCUGACGCAGAAGCAGAAAAGUUGAUGACUCCUGAGGAGAUUGUACAGUACAUUGCUGACAAGAAGGACGUUUAUGAAUAAUUAGUUCCGUGGUUCCCUGCAGAGGUAAAUCUCUCUGAUGGCCAUGCUUUCCUUGCCCCCUGAAUUAUACUCUGGCUUUAUUUCAUGUGUUAUUGACUGAUCAGUUCUGUGAAUUUCUUCUAGAGUUGUUGACCCCGGCGUGACCCCACAGGAAGCAACAGAUGGGCACUAAACCAUCUCCCACAUAAUUCUCGUCGGCUCCUCUGUUCAUAACAGCUCUGUUGUUGGUUGCCGAUCUUGUUGUUUGACUGUAUUUAAUGAAUGAACAUGUGCUUUUGGAGCUUGGAGACAAACAGAAAAUAAAUCCAGAUUAUAACACAGAUUUUUUCUUCUUAUAGCUCCACCUUGUGGCUCUGAUGUAUAAUUUGUCAUAAAUAGAUCAAUAAAGACACUCGCUGUGAACUUCUAUGUAUCACUGCCCUGUUUUUUUUUUUUUUAUUAUUAUUAUUCUUGUUCUAUAUUCAAAGGAACAAUAAUAUUAGGGUAUAUACAGCUCUGGAAAAAAAAAGAGACCACAGCAAAAUAAUCAGUUUCUCUGAUUUUGAUUUUUAUAGGCAUAUGUUUGAGUAAAAUGAACAUUUUUGAUUUAUUCUAGUAACUACUGACAACACAAGUCCCAAAUUCCAAAUGAAAAUAUUUUGUCAUUUAGAUUUAAACCACAGCUGUCAUGCGUCUUGGCAUGCUCUCUACCAUUCUUUCACAUCGCUGUUGGUGUUGGGUGACUUAUUGCCAUUCCUGGUGUAAGCAUGGUGUAAGCACCUCAGCUUUGUUUGAUGGUUUGUGACCAUCAAACUUCCUUCUGAUCACCAACCACAGGUUUUCAAUGGGGUUCAGGUCUGGAGACUGGGCUGUCCAUGACAAGGUCUUAAUCUGGUGGUGCUUCAUCCAGUCCUUUAUCCAUCUAGCUGUGUGGCAUGGAAUACUGUCCUGCUGGAAAAACCAACACUAAGAGUUUGGAAACAUGGUCAGAGCAGAGGGCAGCAAGUUUUCCUCCAGGAUAAUCUUGUAUGUGGCCUGAUUCAUGCGUCCUUCACAAAGACGAAUCUGGCCAAUUCCAGCCUUGCUGAAGCAACCCCAUAUCAUCACUGAUCCUCCACCAAAUUUCACUGUGGAUGCAAGACAUUGUGGCUUAUAAGGCUCUAUGGGUCUCUCUCUAACCAUGAGACAACUAGGUGUUAGACAAAGCUGGAAAUGAGAAAUUUUAAGUAUUGAAGCCCCUGACGCUCACUGUAUCCCUCUGCCGGUAAAGUCAGAGUUCAACCCUCAGUUUCCUCACACAAAUAAUUUCAUUUCUUUUGGCAUGGAUGGUCAAUAGUUAUUUUUUAUCUAUUUUUCUUUUGUUCCAGUUACUUUUGAUGUAUAAUUAGUACUGUUCCAGUAGGUCCUAUUGCAACAGGAUAAUGAUGACCACAGAAAUGGUUUAUAUUUCUUCCUUAAUUAAGAUUUGGUUCAGGUGAUCACCUCAUUAGUACCUUAUUAGGUAGAAAAAGGUGUGCUUGUGUUGGAAUUCAACAGAUACUGGAAUAAAAUAACUGUCAUAUAUGUAGAGAUGCUGAUUUCUGAAAAAUUUACAGUAGUCUCUUAAAUUUUUCCAGAGCUGUAUUUGUGAGUGAUGAGGUAGAAAAGUGCUUCUGAAAGUAGAGCCAUGUUGAGGGUGAGGGAGUAAACAUUUUUGGAUGAUAUUUGGACUGCCUUAGUUUCCUGUGAAGUACAAUGAUUGUCUGUAACCCCAAAUAAAGCUGCAGCUUCAUUUUUUUACUGUAAGCAUCCAGACGUGGGUACAUUGGAGUAAGUUUUGCCUUUAAAAGAUGACCCUGUUGCAGGACUUUGGAUGCUAUUUUACUUCUCCCACAGAGCAAUUCUUUCAGAUGGAGAGGGAUCUUAAGGAUGUCAACCAAAACAUUACAAAAAUUAGAGUCAUAGUGCAGAGUUAAAAAUUAAAAAGAUAAACUGGAGAAAGGGAGGUGACAUUUGUGUGACAAGUCCUCAAAAUGAGCAAAUCCAUCAUUUAUAUCAAUGUGUUGAAGUAUGGAAAUACUUUGCUUUGCCACAGACUUGAAAUAAAGGUGGUGAUCACACAUGGGGCUAAUGUGGAUAAAGUGUCAGAAAUCUAAAACUUGGACUAUUAAUAACAGGGCUAUUGGUAAACUGUGACACAGAGAUGAGGAGAGGAGACUGAAAAAGACUGCAGUGGAAAGGGAUGAGGAUGUAGAAGAUCUGUUUUACAAACUGCACCAAUCUGAGAGUGCCUCAGUGUCAACAGGCAGUGGUUGAUCAUACUGCAGGUUGAUCCAAUAUCAUGUAUGUGAACAGGUCUCCCAAAGUGUCACCUAUGCUAUAAUGAAAUUAGUUGGUGGUUUUAGGGCCUGGACCAAUCCAAAUGAAAUAUUUAACAUAGGUGGGCCCUUGGACAGCUGGGUGAUCAACAGAAUGAAAGCCAAUAAACACGUUAGUCUAUCUU